AUGCCCAUCAUCAAAAAGGACAAUGGCCCUCUCUUUACCGAGGGCUUCAAUCUGCCACUUAUCAACUGGCUGCCCAGCAGUGGCGGCGGUGGUGGUGGUGGCGGCGGUGGUCGAGGGGGAGGCAGCGUGAGCAGCGGAUCGAGCAGUUCAGGCGGGUCACGCGGCGGAUCUUCAUCUGGCUCCUCAUCGCGAGGCGGCAGCACGUCUAGCGGUAAGAGCGGUAGCGUAGGGUAUCGUCCUCCCGGCUCAUCGGGCGGGAGCAUUCCUUCUUCUAGCCGGUCAACCGUCGGUACCUCCUAUGGAAACGGAUAUACGGCUGGUACAGUAGGAAUCUACGGCUCAGCGACGACAGCAAACGGUAUCCCGCGCAGCGUCGUGCCACAAUAUUACAACUUCUCUGGUCGACCGAUCGGGGGAUUGGGAAGGGAAGGAAUCUAUGGGUCAGGGCGAUACGGGUCUGGAUAUGGGGGAGGGUACUCAUCAAGGGGACUACUCGCUGGAGGCACGACUAGGGGCUUUGGAUUUCCAUUCAUCUACUGGCCUCUGACUUACCCUGGCUAUGGCGAUGCCGGGUAUUAUGGCAGUGGCGAGUACAACCAGACGGGUCGUCCCGGUGGGCGAAUCAAGACAUCUCUUCUCCUGGCGCCCGUCGACGUGGUUCAAGCGAGCAACAACUUCGUCCUCUAUGGCGACGAUAAUUCCGUCGUGGUCGUCAGGAAGCAUCUAGCCACCGCGUGCGGCACAAGUGAUGCCGAGCCCAAAUUCGCAGUUGAUCCCAACCAGGCCGUGCAAUACUACCGUGCUUCGAGCUUCGCGCUCCUCCUCGAGGGCUACAACAACUCGCAGCCGCUCGACGCACCAGCGGACAAUGCGACAGCGAUCAACGUUCCGCUCACUCCGCUGCCCACCUCGGUGAACAUGACUUAUUUCAAUUGCCUCAACAGCACUCUAGGCCAAUACCUGCCCCUGCCAUACGAGGGGGUGGAUGGUUCUUAUGUCACGAACACCGAGAAUGCCGCAAGGCGAGUGGCUGGUGAGCCGAUCUUGGCACUCCAGGCUGCCUGGGCGGCAAUGCUGCUCGUGGUACUGAUGCAGCUAGUGGGAUGA
This is a messenger RNA of Jaminaea rosea, 1107 nucleotides long. RefSeq lists its product as hypothetical. The transcript has 4 exons. Lineage: Eukaryota; Fungi; Basidiomycota; Exobasidiomycetes; Microstromatales. The record is from RefSeq and is a predicted model, not a curated record. Bases 1 to 1107 code for a protein of 368 amino acids.